GACUUCAAUUGGAACGGGAUAUGAUUUAUCCAACAGUGUUUUUUCACCAGGUAUGUAUUUAACUUGAAUCAGAAUAACUACAAGUUUCUAAAGUUUCCUGCUACUAACACCUUUUAGAUGGUAGAAAUUUUCAGGUUGAGUAUGCUAUGAAGGCAGUGGAGAAUGGUGGUACCUCAAUUGGAAUUAAAUGCAAGGAUGGAAUAGUUUUGGCAGUUGAGAAGAUCAUAAAUUCGAAGUUGUUGGUUCCAGGAAAAAAUAAAAGAAUUCAAACAAUCGACAGACACAUUGGUGUAGCAUAUUCUGGGCUUUUACCUGAUGGUCGCCAUUUUGUAAAUAGAGGAAGAGAUGAAGCAAAGUCUUUCAAGUCUAUAUAUAAAACUCCGAUAACAGUCCCACAUUUGAUGGAUAGGUUGGGUAUUUAUGUUCAGAACUACACUUGCUAUAACUCAGUGAGACCGUUUGGUAUUGUUUCCAUAGUUGGAGGAAUUGAUGAUAAUGGUCCUCAUUUGUAUAUGAUUGAACCAAGUGGAACAUCUUGGGGGUACUCUGGUGCUGCCACAGGUAAAGGCAGGCAGAUCGCAAAAUCAGAAUUAGAGAAGUUAAACUAUGAAGAGAUUACGGUAAGAGAGGCUGUGAAUGUCGCCGCAAAAGUCAUUCAUUUAGCCCAUGAAGAUAACAAGGACAAGGACUACGAAUUAGAGAUUUCAUGGGUGUCGAAAGAUGAAACUGAUGGUAGGCAUGACUUCGUUCCUGAAUCCUUAGUUCAAGAAGCUAGACGACUUGCAGAAGACGAUGAAGAUGAAGAUGACGACGAUCAGGAAAUGGAGGAUUAA
This is a messenger RNA of Priceomyces carsonii, 833 nucleotides long. RefSeq names its product proteasome core particle subunit alpha 7 (gene PRE10). Gene Ontology annotation, cellular component: nucleus; proteasome core complex; proteasome core complex, alpha-subunit complex. The coding region runs from base 147 to 833 and encodes 228 amino acids. The record is from RefSeq and is a predicted model, not a curated record. Gene Ontology annotation, biological process: proteasomal protein catabolic process. NCBI's taxonomy places the organism in Eukaryota, Fungi, Ascomycota, Pichiomycetes, Serinales, Debaryomycetaceae. The transcript has a single exon.